GCUGAGCUAAUGAUUAUUAAAUAUGGGCCAAAUUUCAGAAAUAUGGAAAAAUUUAAGCUACAAUCAGAUGUGCUUUUUAGCCAUGCUGGUUCCGAUGUUCACAUUCUUUCCAAAGAUCUACACAUAUUCAGAUAGUUUCUCAAGACAGUUGAAGCUUGAACGUCCAGAUUACGACAGUGUCCAGUGGAGCGACCUCAUCCCAAUGCUUCUCGUAGUGCCUUUAUUCACAGUAAUAAAGCGCAUUUGUAAACAUCUAAUGACUCCUUAUUUCGAAGGCAAGCUUUCGAAAAAGUAUAAUGGGAAUGCAUUGAAGUUGAAAGUGUACAAAUCAACCAGGAAUUUCUUCAAAAUCUUUUACUUCACCUUCAUAACUUUGUUCGGAUUCUACGUAUUAAAUGGCACUAAUUAUCAAACAAAAUCUAUGUUCGGCAACGGAGAUAUUCGGUACCUUUACUCAGAUUGGCCUUACCAGGAGAUGCCAAGGCACUUAAAAUUGUAUUAUUUAAUUGGGUUAAGCUAUCAUGCUGAGGAUACGAUUGCUCACUUUUUUCAUCCUAUUCAAAACGACUUUUUCGAAAUGCUUCUGCAUCACUACAUUACACUAAUGCUUGUUCUUGGCUCAUACAUGACCUCCUUUUGGAACAUCGGGCUAAUAGUGAUGAUACAGAUGGACAAUGGAGAUGCUAUUGGGAGUGCUUGCAAAGCAUUCAUGGACUUCGUCCCUGUCCCUGUGGUACUAAUAAACUAUCUCAUGAUCCUGUUCAGCUGGAUAUAUUUCAGAGAUAUCAUAUUCGCUAUUGAAACAUUCUGGCAAGGAUGUCUGUUCGGUCAAGUCUUGAUAAAUGGAGAAACUAGCUUCCAUAUUUAUAGUAUAAUUCUUUUGAUGGGUCUCAUAUUACUAAACUUAUACUGGACAUUCCUUUUCUUCAGAAUGGGAUAUAGAUUCAUCUCAAAGGGAGAAGUAAAAGACCUGCAGAAUCCAAUAGAAGACCUGAAAAACAAAAAAUUGAAGGAAAAGAUUGAGAAUUGUUCUUAAGCAUGUUAUCCUUUGUCAGCAACAAAGUGAUGAAAGAUAAGCUUUUAAUUCUUAUCAAGUGAUUUCCUUUCCUUACCUUCUUGAAAUUCUCCUUAAAAGGAAGCCACACUAAUAGUUCCAUAUUUAUCUAAUAAAAGCUGGCAAAUU
Messenger RNA from Moneuplotes crassus, 1183 nucleotides. The record is from the annotation of a GenBank genome assembly. NCBI's taxonomy places the organism in Eukaryota, Ciliophora, Spirotrichea, Euplotida, Euplotidae.